UACUCAAAGAAGAAAAGAACUGUAACCAACGACUAAAAAAUAAUUGAUAUUAUAGAUAAGAUAAACCCUAAAUAGAGAAUCCCACACACUGAUCCCUCAGCAUGAAAGGAGAAAACGGAAUGACGAAAAAGAAUUCAUCGUUCAUCAUUAAUGGAUCAAUGGCAGUCAGGAAAAUGGGUUUUUGAUAACCAGACUUAUCCUCUUUACAAAGAGGAAGAGUGUACAUUCCUGUCAGAUCAAUUAGCUUGUGGCAAAUUUGGAAGAGAAGACUUGAGUUAUCAGUAUUGGCGAUGGCAACCUCACCACUGUGAUCUACCAAGGUUCAAUGCCUCAGCACUAUUGGAGAGAUUGAGGAAUAAAAGGCUUAUUUUUGUGGGGGAUUCUCUAAAUAGAGGGCAGUGGGUAUCGAUGGUGUGUCUACUCGAGAAGGCCAUUCCUACAGGGCUUAAAUCCAUGCACAACAAUGGCAGCUCCUUGAUCACUUUCAAGGCUAAGGCAUACAAUGCAAAAAUUGAAUUUUAUUGGGCUCCAUUGCUGGUGGAAUCCAAUUCCGAUGAUCCAAUCAGCCAUCGGUUACCUGAUCGGAUUGUGAGAGCUCUAGCCAUUGAAAAGCAUGCCAGGCAUUGGACAGACGCUGAUAUACUUGUCUUUAACACUUACCUUUGGUGGAGACGACCUAAA
Messenger RNA from Olea europaea var. sylvestris, 681 nucleotides. RefSeq names its product protein trichome birefringence-like 34. The annotation marks the transcript as partial. Gene Ontology annotation, cellular component: Golgi apparatus. Gene Ontology annotation, molecular function: O-acetyltransferase activity. The record is from RefSeq and is a predicted model, not a curated record. The transcript has 4 exons. Lineage: Eukaryota; Viridiplantae; Streptophyta; Magnoliopsida; Lamiales; Oleaceae.